This is a messenger RNA of Fulvia fulva, 3408 nucleotides long. Its product is annotated as DENN domain-containing protein. The coding region runs from base 1 to 3408 and encodes 1135 amino acids. The record is from RefSeq and is a predicted model, not a curated record. Lineage: Eukaryota; Fungi; Ascomycota; Dothideomycetes; Mycosphaerellales; Mycosphaerellaceae. Gene Ontology annotation, biological process: regulation of Rab protein signal transduction. The transcript is spliced from 2 exons. Gene Ontology annotation, cellular component: cytoplasmic vesicle.
AUGGCUCCCGCCAAGCCCAGCAACAAUGUCUCCUCCAACGGCGACACUUCCGCUCCGCUCGCCGACUACUUCUUCAUAGCAGGCAUCGAGUCCACCCAGGUCUACGACGAGAAAGUGCAGGCGGCGCCUCCCGCAGCUCCUGUGGAGGACACUAUCGACGAGGACCGGGAGUUGGAGAUUGACAAUGUCAAUGGCGGUCGUCCCACAACCCCAGGCUCGCCUACAGAAACCGUGCAGAGGAGGUCACGUUACAGCUUCGAAGCGAGAAAAAGCAUUGGCAGCAUCAUCAAUGGUCUGGACGAGAAGAUACCUUCGAGCAAUCGCAGCAGCACAACGAUCAGAGCAGUGCAGAUAGGAGCGGGAGCAUUGGACGAUGAUGCCUUCGAAGAGGCGCUUAAGAAGUUCGCUACGGAGAGGGACAGCUUUUUGGAAGACAUCCAUGUGCAAGCGGGCACGGUAACAUCGCACAAUCCGCAAAAGAGGCCAUCGCACAGGCCGAAGACGGUUCGCAUCAAUCAGGAUGAGAAUAAUUUGACUGCAAAUGGUCUCAAGAGUGGAGUUGGCAGUCUGCGAAGGAGGUUGUCGACCAUGAACAGCAUGAAGAGAGCGUCCAGCCGGAGUUCGGUCAGGCAGUCGAAACGCUUGAGCGGGUACAAUAGCGUUAUUCCUUCGCCGCAGCCAUUUCAGACGCCUGCAGAUAUGCACCCUCUGCAACGAAGUUACGAACCCGUACUGCUGGACAGAUACCCCACGAAGACCAUGGUGGACGAAUCGAAGCGACGGACGCCCUUCCCGGAUUAUGUUCCAAUGUUUACGUUUCCAAACGAUGUGAAAGUGGUCACCUCAGACGAAAGACCGCGAUCAACAUGGCAUGGGUUCGCAAUGACAAACUCCGACAACAGCAAGCUUUAUGGUGUGACGGUCACCAUUUGGGUGCCGCUGAACAACACAGCAUCUGAUGCUCUCGAGCAGCAGUGUGAGCAGUGGAGACAAACGAAUAUGCGACCCGAAGAACGAGAAUUGGCCAACAGCUUAGGAGAGAGGCUUUCGAGCGAAAGAGCGAAGCUUAGCAGACUUCUGGCGGAAUUGCCGAGCGUAGAAUCUGAAUCUGACGAGCGUGAGCAGCUUGAAGAGGAGAUUGCAGCUGUGGAAGAGAAAAUUGGACUGAUGAACGACCUUUUGAGGCCUGUCCGACAUGGAGCCGCAUCCAAGAUUGAUGGCCUAACAGAAGGUGACACCGGUUUUUGGAUACCGCGCGCAUAUGGUGUACUUGGGAAAGACGCCAACAUGACCAGUUUCUGGAAGGAAUGGUUGAAGGCCAUCAUUGUACCAAUGACGAACGGAGCCAUCUUGCGAGUGCCGGCUUCUUCGCCAAAGGUGGGACUAUGGCAGCCUCUGGAACGAUACGUCUGCAACCUAUGCAUAGAAGCACUCAGCCCCAUCACUUCCAUCACACAAGUCGAGGUUGCCAUUCGAGAUUUACGACUCUACGCACGGAAAGAAGCCAUCAACGAGCUGCCAGGGUCUCGCAACAACGAUCUCUACGCCCUUUUCCGGUGUCUCACCAUUCCCAACAUCAUCACAUUACUGGAAUUUGCACUUUCCGAAUCGCGAAUCGUGUUGGUGUCGUCACAUACAGCUAUGCUGCAGCUGGCUUGUCAAGCGCUGACGAGUCUGCUGUACCCGAUGAAGUGGUCUGGAGUGCUGAUCCCUGUUCUGCCCUAUCGGUUGAUUCAGGCUCUCGAAGCGCCUUGCCCUUAUAUUGCAGGCAUUGAGAAGCGGUAUCCGACCUGGCAAGAUCACAUGCCAGACGAUGACUACUGCAUGGUCGAUCUCGAUAAGAACGAGAUUCACAGUACGGAGCAGCCCAUUUCGUUACCGAGACCACAGCGACGGAAGCUGCAAGCGCUACUCCAGCAAGCAGCACCACACCAUCUGCGUUUUGGCGUACCCGUUGGGCCUCCUCCAUACGCGAUAGAGACGUACCCUUGUGAUAUGUUCUCAUCGGAGAACCCGCAAGUCUUCACGUCAAAAGCGGCGCCAACGACAUUGGCGAACUACGUCAGCGAGAGCUCGACAACGUUCGGUGACGCUACGAGCCUACCAUCGGUGUCGAAGCAGGCCGUCUUCAAUGCAUUCGUGUCGCAACGACCUGACUCGGCACAUCGUCACAAUGAGAGGCCAUCCACCAGCUCGACGAGCAAGAACAGCCAGUCUUCGAGCGCAUCGCCGCCAUCUCCAACCACCACACCAUCGCCAGUAUCGACCAACUUUCCACUCACACCUACAGGGGUAUCACGGAAUGACUCAGGUUUCGCGCUGCAGGCAUCGCUUCGAGAGAAGCGGUCUGGCCACUUCACUGAUGGCCUCUCGCGCCGCAACUCAGCUGUAACGUCUCUCUUCAAUGCAAGGAAUCCUUUCCAGGACAAGACUAAUACCCAAACCCAGCUCGGUCCUGACCGCAUGAAUACAGUGCGCCGACCCAGCGCACCUCUCCCUGGUCAGCAGAGCGCGCCUGUACUUGGUCACCAUCCCAGCAUGUCCACUUCUACCCUGGGGGGCACGACUUUGAACGGUGCAGGCUCGACAUACGCACCUAGCAUAUAUGCACCGAGCACGAUGGCUCCCAGCACGAUCAUGCAGCCACAACUCGUCCAGCGCGUGCAAGAUACCGAUACGACGAAGUGGGUGGAGGGUCACUGCUUGCAACGGCGCCGACCUGAUACAAAGACUUACUGCACCAUCUGCGACGAACGGUGUGAUGAUGAAGUCUUCAAAUGCACUGGUUGCGGCAUGACCAUACACGGGCGCUGCGCAAUGGCGACCUGCAUCGUCUGCCCCGUCGCAUUCCGUGCGGAUCAAGUACGAGCAGCUUUCGUCCGCUGCUUCGCCUCACUCUUCUACACUUACCGAAAAUGCAUGCAGCACGCUUCCGGCGCUCACAGGAAGCAAGGAAUGGUCUACCACUUCAACAUGGACCAAUUCAUCAAGAGCGUCCCUCAUGGCGACAGCGAGUACAUGAGCAUGCUACGACAGACCCAAGCAUUCAACGAGUUCAUCCACGAACGCGAAUCGACACGAGCCGAGGAUCCUUCCAUCAAGCUUUUCGACGAAAUCAUCUUAUCGAAGCGAAACAGAGGGCGAAGCUCUUUCUUCUCGAAGUCGCAUACUUCUUUCCUAUCAGAUACGUCUGAUCACCUUUGGCGUUCGGCAGCGGCAACUCUACCCAAUGGACGACCGAGCGAUACUCGGGCUAGUGCUGGGCGUACUCCUGCUAAGCUUGAUCCGACUUUGAUGAAGGAGCCACGAUCUAUACAAGGCGCGCCGCGAUUGGGGCAGGCCAAGACGAAGCGCAAGCCGGUUGCUAGUAUGCUCAUCAAUACUCAGACUCUAUCACCCGAGCCUUGA